AUGACGAUGAUGACGCUGCAAAGAAAAAAGCUCAGAAGCUCGCGAAGAACCACUGCCAAGUCAGAUUUCUUCGACGGCUUACCGGACGAUCUCGUCGUCUUCAUCCUCUGCAAGCUCAGCUCCUCCGCCUCUUCACCGUCCGAUCUCAUCAACAUCCUCAUCACGUGUAAAAGAUUGAAUCGCUUGGGGCUUCACUCUCUGGUAUUAUCCAAAGCCGGUCCCAAAGCAUUUGCUAUCAGAGCCAAGAACUGGUCCGAUUCGGCUCACCGUUUUCUCAAACAGUGCGUGAGCGCCGGUAACAUCGAAGCUUGCUACACUCUCGGGAUGAUCCGAUUUUACUGUUUGCAAAACCGAGGGAGUGGAGCUUCACUCAUGGCGAAAGCCGCGAUGAGAUCUUACGCUCCGGCGCUGUACUCGCUCGCCGUGGUUCAGUUCAACGGCAGCGGGGGCUCCAAGAAGGAGAAGGACCUGCGAGCCGGCGUAGCUCUCUGCGCUCGAGCCGCCUCGCUCGGCCACGUAGACGCGCUUCGAGAACUCGGCCAUUGCCUCCAGGACGGUUACGGAGUCAAGCAAAACGUCACCGAGGGACGCCGCUUGCUAGUCCAGGCCAACGCCCGGGAGCUCGCGUCCGUUUUACGCUCCGCCACGUGGCGGUCCCACCACUACCAGCACUUGUACUCGUGCCUCACGGGGCUGGUCAGCUGCCCGCUGCUGAGUGACUUCGGUUGUAACGUUCCGGCCCCGGAGCUCCACCCGGCGAACCGGUUUUUGAAAGAGUGGUUCGGGUCGGGUCGGGCGAUUUCGGGGCAGGGGAUGACACUGUGCUCGCACGUGGGGUGCGGGAGGCCCGAGACGAGGCCGCACGAGUUUAGGAGGUGCUCGGUUUGUGGUACGGUGAAUUAUUGCUCACGUGGGUGUCAAGCUCUUGAUUGGAAGCUGAGGCACAAAGUCAAGUGUAAGCCGAUCGAACGGUGGCUGGGUGUUGAUGGUGAGUUAGGGGGACUGGUGGAGGGUGGAGAUGGUGAGAAUGUGGCCGUUGGAUAA
This is a messenger RNA of Prunus armeniaca (apricot), 1044 nucleotides long. Lineage: Eukaryota; Viridiplantae; Streptophyta; Magnoliopsida; Rosales; Rosaceae. The record is from the annotation of a GenBank genome assembly.